Molecule: messenger RNA, 1869 nt
Organism: Lodderomyces orthopsilosis Co 90-125
Lineage: Eukaryota; Fungi; Ascomycota; Pichiomycetes; Serinales; Debaryomycetaceae
Gene: PTR2
Product: Ptr2p
Exons: 1
Coding region: 1-1869 (622 amino acids)
Biological process (GO): transmembrane transport; oligopeptide transport
Cellular component (GO): membrane
Molecular function (GO): dipeptide transmembrane transporter activity
Source: RefSeq, a predicted model, not a curated record
AUGAGACCAAGCGCAUCAAGUGACGAGUUUGAAAAGCAAAACGUACUUAUCCAAACACAAGAGCAAUCUUUGGAUGAGGACUAUGAUUAUAGCGACCCAAAAAAUUACAGCACCAAUUACGUUGAUGAGUAUAACCCAAGGGGUUUGAGAGUUCCAACCAAAACUGAGGAACAGACGUUAAGAAGGGUUAUUGGUAAGAUCAACUACGCUAUCUUUCUCAUUUGUGUUGUUGAAUUUUCAGAGAGAGCUUCCUACUACUCAGUUACUGGUAUAUUGACAAACUUUAUUCAAAGACCUUUGCCCAAGGAUUCUCCACAUGGGUGGGGUGCCCCUGUAUCCGACAAUGGUAGUGAAAGUGCUGGUGCGUUGGAUAGAGGCUUGCAAGCAGCAAGUGCUUUGACAAACUUGGUCACAUUCUUGGCUUAUGUUGUGCCAUUGUUUGGCGGUUACUUGGCUGAUACCGCAUGGGGAAGAUGGAAAACUAUCCAAUGGGGAGUGGUCUUUGGUGGUAUUUCUCACGUUUUGUUCAUCAUUGCUGCUGCUCCAAGUGUCAUUGCUAAUGGAAAAGCUGGGUUGGCGCUUUGUAUUCUUGCUAUUUUCACAUUGGCUUUUGGAUCUGGUUUCAUCAAACCAAAUCUUUUGCCAUUGAUGUUAGAUCAGUAUCCCGAAUCAGGAAAUAGAGUAAAGGUAUUGAAAAGCGGCGAAAAGGUCCUCGUGGAUAGAGAAAAGACAUUGGAGAGUGUCACUUUGAUUUUCUAUUGGGCUAUCAACAUUGGAGCAUUCUUUCAGUUGGCAACAUCCUACUGUGAGAGACGUGUUGGUUUCUGGCUUGCUUUCUUUGUCCCUUUGGUACUCUAUCUUUUCAUGCCAAUUGCAUUUUGGUUGGUUAAACCAAAGUUGGUUUUCGAAAAACCUAGUGGGUCAAUCAUCGGUAUGGUGCUCAAGAUCCUUGUUGUCUCCUUUUCGGGUAAUUUUGUCAAACGUACCUUCGAUGGUUCUUUUUGGGAAUAUGCUAAGCCAUCCGUUAUGAGAGCAAGGGGCCGUGAAGACUUCAGAAAGGGAUCUCCCAUUAAUUGGACUGAUCAACAUGUUCUUGAUGUCAAGCAAACUUUAGAUGCUUGCAAGUUGUUCAUCUAUUUUAUCUUUUAUAACUUAGCAGACAGUGGGUUAGGUUCAGUAGAAACAUCCUUGGCAGGUGCAAUGAAUUUGAAUGGUGUUCCAAAUGAUUUGUUCAGCAACUUUAACCCACUUGCAAUCAUUGUCGUCAUUCCUGUUUUGGAUUAUAUCGUUUAUCCCCUUUUGAGAAGAUUUCGUAUUAAUUUCAGACCAAUUCAAAGAGUGUUUCUCGGAUUUGUUAUUGCUGCUAUGUCGCAAGUUGCUGGAGCUGUUUUGCAACACCGUGUCUACCAAACAUCGCCAUGUGGCAGCUAUUCUACGAACUGUCCCGAACCAUCACCAAUCAGUGCUUGGCAAGCAUCUUCAGUGUAUAUCUUGUCGGGUGCAUCUGAAUGUUUUGCUAUGGCCACGAUUUAUGCCCUUGCUUACACCAGAGCUGCUCCUUCGAUGAAAGGACUUACAACCGCAUUAUUCCUUUUCACAAUGGCCAUUAGUGCCGCUAUCUCCUUAGCAGUAACCCCAGCAUUGAAAGACCCUUAUUUGGUAGUAGUGUUUGCAGUAGUGGGUGGUGUCGCUUUCUUGGCUGGUGUUUUGUUGUUUGUGCAUUUCUUCAAUUUGCACAAGACUAUGGAACAAGAAGAAAAGGAGAGAAUUGCUAUGGGGCAAGAAACACCUGAGAGCACCAAGUUGGAAGAGUUAGAACCAGUUAGUAGCGUUUAUCCGCCAUUGGAUGUAGUCACCUCUAAGUCAUAA